AUGGAUGAGAACAAGAAUGAAAUAGAAUUGCUUCGUAUUGAAAACAAAGAUUUAACAACAAAGCUAGAAACAUUAAAGCAGAAACGGAAGGAUGAUUAUCCGAAACUUACGGAAUAUGAGAGAAAUGUGGCCGAACUGGAAGCAUUACGUGAAUUUAAAGUUAAAUUAGUUGAAGCCAAUUCAAAAUUACAGCGACAAUUGCAAGAAAAGGAGAAAGAAUUGCUUGAACUAUCAAGAAUAGAUCAAGAAAAGCUUGAACGAUUAUCAGAACUUGAAGAACAACUCGAAAUGGCAACAAUAGAGAGGGAAAUGGCUGAAGAGAAAGCAGAUCUUCUGCAGGCUGACAUUGAGAAUGAGAAGCAGCGUAUACAAGAAUUGGAAAUAGAAUUGGAUUUGUUUCGAGGUGAAAUUAAACCAAGUGCAGAUGAUAUGCCAAAGGAUGAUGGAAUAGAGCUCAAAAUGUUGAGAUGUCAGAAUAUGAAAUUGCGCGAAGCUAUAGUAAGAAUGCGCGAUGUAAUCGGUCAGUUGGCGGAAGAUAAACGAGAAUUGACACAAGAGAAUGAGACGCUAAAGAAUGAGUCUGCUACGUUAGUCAAAAUUUGUGAAAAUUUAAGAAACGAACUUCAGAAAGCCGAGCGGACAAUAUUUAUACUAAAAGAACACUUGACUGAUAUAACCGAAAGGAUUGAUGCAGCAGCGGAAAGUGAGAAAGUGAUCGAGAUUUUGACAGAUAAAAAUAUGGAUUUGGAAAAAAAGCUAAAUACCUUAGAAGAAACCGUUGAAGAUUAUGAGGCAAUCAGAUCAAUGGAUGAAGAAAUUCUUGAAACACAAAGAGAAGCUGAAAAAGAACUUCGAGAGGAAUUGGAUUUGACAAAUAGUCGAAUGAAUAAUCUUCUUAUACAAAUCAAAGUAUACGGUGAGCAAGUAGAUGAAUACGAGAAAAUGAUCAUGAAAUUUCGACGGAAAAUUAGUGAACUGAACGAAGAAAUUCAGGAAAGGCAAGAUGAAAUCAUUAGCCUAAACGAACAACUGAAAGGAGAAGAAGAUAACAAUGUAAUGUCGGUGCAAAGUAUACAACUUACUACAGCUACUCGAACAUUUGCUGAAAUUGUAGAUAAGGAAGUGUGUGCUCUAGAAUUAAAAUAUGAAAUUGAAUUGUCGAAUUAUUUGAGAGCAUUUUUGCCUGAUAAUUUCACAAAACCUGGAGGCGACAAUGAUGCAAUUUUGCUAACUGUUUGCUGCUCUCGUCUUUCGGCUAAAACAACUCUGCUGGCAAAAUUAAUUAAUCUUAAGUACCCACCUGCAUCUGGCGGAAUACGUCGUGAACACGUAACGAAAAGCCACAAAGCGGAACAGUGGGCAUACUGUGCAAAAUUUUCAUUCUUGUUAAGCAAUUUUGGCUGUGCUGUUCGGCAAUGUGAAAGUGUAGUUUGUCGAUGUACGGUAGAGCGAUUGUCACGUUUGGCACCGUUGCAAAGUGAUAUUGCAAAGGAGGAACGAAUGAUUGAUUAUUACAUUGAUUUACUUAAAAGUGAUAAAUUCGAUGAAAACACUGCGACCGACGCUAUUAAUAAGGCAAUCAAUCAUUUGGAGAAUAUAUUGUCUAUUUACUUUUCACGAGAAUGGUAUGAUGUGAAGCAAUUAUUUUUGGAUAUUUGUUUACAAUAUCUUCAAGGAUUAUUUUGGGUAAAAAUUAAUGUGCAACGUGUUAUUUUUACGCUUUCAUCACAUGCUACUAAGAGUAAUACUAAUGAAUAUAUGGAAUCAGUGUUAAUAUGGGUACAAAAAUGUGAGCAGCUUUGCAUGCGUUUAAAAAAUCAUAUCUCAAUUGACGAAAAUCUAAUAUUCACUCAAGAUCUGGAAAUUCAGUUAGCAAAUUGGAAAACACCAUUCAAAAAUUUAACUUUAAUAUUUGACAAUGUGUGCAGUAUUACAACUAUUCAAUUGAGCACCAUAACAGAAGUCGAGAGUUUGGAAGAAAAUUGCAUUCAAGAAGCUCUUUUGCAUUCUGUAGAAAAAGUGCAUGGCGCUUUAAAUGGAGCUGAAGCUACGAAGAUUAUAAAUGAAUAUAUGAGAGCUGUGCAAAAUGUUAUCAGUGAUUUAAUUGACAAAUUUGAUAAUGAAGAGCUAUUGAACAGUCCGAUGGAUAAGUCUCUUUUAUCACCAUUGUUGAAACGAGCAAAUGCUCGAAGACAAGAUGCAUUGGAAGCUGAGAAGCUUCGUUGGAAUUUGGAAAAAAAAGAAAAUGAAAUAACGGAACUAAAACUGAAUCUUCGAACUAAGCUUGAUGAUAUUAGCAACUACAAAGUACGUUUGGAAUUAGCUGAAAAUAAGAUAGAAUCGAUGGAAAAAAUUGAAGUGCAAAAAUUGCAUUCUCAAAAUGCAGACUUACGUGAUCAGUUACGGAAAGCAAAAAUAGAAUACGAAGAUACGUUGGAAGCUUUGCAGCAUGAAAUUGAUAUGUGUGAAAAAGAAAAUUUUGAAUUGCGAAAUCGUGCCAGAACGAUCAGUAAAAAAGUGUUGUUAGGUCAAUUGCAAACAAUGAAUUUGGCUACAAAUCAUCCUAAAAUGCAAGAAGCAUCAAUUACACCAAUCGAUUUCAACUUACAAAUUUCUGAACAAUUUAAUGAAAUGGCUUAUCUGGAGAAUGAAUUGAAAGAGACAAAAUUAGCAUUAGCAUGGGCUUAUCAACAUAUUCGACAGUUAAAGGCAAAUGAAAGGAUGCAAAUGUUGAAUGCAAUGGAUGAAGUAAUGAUCCCAUCAGAUAUAAAUGGUCCAUUAACAUUAUUGUCAAUGCAUGUCUCAAAGAAAGAUGAGUUGGAUGAAUUGUAUAGAAGAGCGGAAAGUAUUUUAGCGGAUUCACGUUUUUAUCAAAUUCCAUAUAUUGUUGAUAUGUCACAGCCAAAAGUAAAGCAACAGUUGGAAAAACGGAAGUAUCUUGAACAUAUUUCACACAUAAAUCAACGAAUUGCUGGUCUAAAAAUUGACAUAUAUCGAUUCUGUAACAAAUACCAUCAGAGCAGACAGUGCCAUUCAAUUUUUGAAAACAUUAAAAGUGUUAUGACAAAUAAUGAAAAGAAUGAAGAAAGAAUUGUUGAAAUUCAUCAGCUUAAAGGUGUACAUUCUAUAGCUUACAAAAAUGCAUUCCAAUCACUUUUCGGUAAUUUAAUUGCGCAACAAGAGAGAACUGAAUCAAUGGAAAUUGCUGUUGCUGUUUAA
Brugia malayi is the source of this 3219-nucleotide messenger RNA. RefSeq lists its product as uncharacterized. The transcript has 28 exons. The record is from RefSeq and is a predicted model, not a curated record. NCBI's taxonomy places the organism in Eukaryota, Metazoa, Nematoda, Chromadorea, Rhabditida, Onchocercidae. Gene Ontology annotation, cellular component: type III intermediate filament. The coding region runs from base 1 to 3219 and encodes 1072 amino acids.